UAGCUUCCGCCCCAGUCGCAUCAUUACAGUACACCCACACUUCUGACGGAGCGGCAGUGUAGACACAUUCAACAUGCCAAUGUGGAGGGGGUUCUGUGCUGUCACACAAAGGUUCCGUUUCUCAAAAUCUAAUAUUAACCGUGCUUUACAAGUGCCAAACAUGUGCCACGUGGAGAAAUAUGUGACAAUGAUACAAUGUUAACAAAAAUUUCCCUGCGUGACACAGGAUAUCAUGAAGUUGAAUUUAUCUGCUCCUCCUAAACUUUGCAAACGAUUGCAGCUUUCCUCGUCACACAGAUAGUUGUGAUUGCUGCUGGGGGAAGAGAGCGGUUGGGUACUGUUACCUUCUCAGCACAAGUAUGCACGUUUAAGCCAUGUAAGAAGCUCUGUAAUGUCAAAAGAACAGGAUAAAGAUACCUCGCUCAAAAGAAACCGAGGUAGAGCUGGUGGGCUUGAUGAUCUAGGAGGGCUGGGUGUUCUGCUGGAUAGCCCAGACAAGAAAAAGUGCAAGUCGAACGCACAGGCUCCCUCCUUCGCUCCCCUAUCUGAGUAUGCUCCACCACCAAACCGAAGUGCCGACCACCUAGUGGCUACCAAUCCUUUUGAUGACAACUACAACACACCAUCUUUCAAGCCUCUGUCCUCUGGGAACCCAUAUUUUGGCCACCCGCACUACCCUGGCUGCAGUGGCUAUGGCCUGCCCAGGAUGGACCACCUCAUGCCAAAUAGGAUGCCAUCUUCUUACAGGGGUCCCUACCAGAUACGAAACCAGCUCCACCCUUUUGCCCAGACUCAAAUGGGAAUGGGGUUCAAUCGACCCCCUGACUUUAACUAUGGUUACCAUGAAAAUCCCAAUUACGGUAACCAUCCACCAUUAAGCAACAACAACAGUAACAUGCCACUUCCACCCAAUCAGCCUUUUAGACCAGGUCCCCAUGACAACUUGAAUCAGGUGCAUCUGCAUAAUGUGACCCAAAGCACUUCUCCUGACAUGGGCCUGAGCUUUAGAUCAGCAGUCAAUCCAAUUGGGAAUCCACCUCCCCAACCCGGCAUGGACCCUAGUCCUGGUUUUACUCGGCAGCAGCAAAACAACAGAUUUACCCAGUCCAAUACACCUACACCUAAACAGGACAUGAGUGAGGUGGUGUCAAGCAAAAGUACAUCCCAGAACACAUCUCCACAGAAACGAAGCCAUGGCUCAGAGGAGAUCAUGGGUCAGAAAAACUCUGUCGACCUGAAAUCAAAGAAUAGAGGCGCCCUGGUCUGUCAGGGUGCAGGUCAGCCUAACACCACAGAGAAAAUCAACGGCAUCAUCCACCCCAAUAAUGAUUCUCUGAAGAAGUCCCCACAGUCAGGCAGGCACAUGGAGGCAGCCCCCCUGGAGCGGAGUAGAAGCAAUGGAGGUGGUGGUGUGGCCAUCAAUAAGACACUGAUGCAUCCCAACAGGCCUAGCCACUCCUCCAUGGAGCCUGUGUUUCCAUGUGGAGUAUGCCUGAAUGAAGUGAAUGAUGACCAGGAAGCUAUCCUGUGUGAGGCCUCAUGUCAAAAAUGGUUUCACAGGGUUUGUACUGGAAUGACUGAGACAGCUUAUAACCUGUUGACAGCAGAGGUGUUGGCAGUGUGGGGCUGUGACAUCUGCAUGGAGGAGAAAGGGGCACAGCUCCAUAGAACAAAGGAGCUAACAGGGCAGCCAGCAGGGCAGCAGCCAACAGUUAACAGCGAGUGAUACGAAUAUGAGCCAUCAGUAACAUUAUUAAUCUUAUGCUGGUUAUACUAUUUUCUUUGGUAUACUUCCUUUGUUGGUGAUUUUUCCUUACGUUUUUACGUAGGGUUUACGAAGGGUUAAAUUUGUACCAUUUUGUUGUUUUAUUUGACAUUUGGUAUAAUUUGGAUAGCAGUGUCUGUCCUGUGCUUAGACCGAUGCAAGAGCUAGACUGAAGUCCUGUUUAAUGUCAUAUGUAUUCCCUAUUUUUGGGCAGGUACCAUUGGCCAUGUUGACCACAAUAAUGUCAUUCUCUUAACAAGGUCCUUACUGUUUCGCUCAACUUUCCUGGCCUAUGGUUUAUAUAAGUUAUUAUAACAUCAGUAUGAGUAAGCUAUCCGGAAAGGUUAACUGAUUGACGGAUGCAAACGUAUUCAACAUUUUAAUCAGAUAUUUUUUUUCAACUACUGUUAUAGUUUGACAGAUUUUGAGCAGUAUGAUUGUUUCCCAAAAAGUUGAUAGUCACAGAUGGAAUGGUGUUCCAAAGCCAUACACCUGUACUGUAUGCUAUACAACCAGAAUUGGAUCUGAUACAUUUUUUAGAAAUGAUUCGAUACAUGUGGUCAUUCCACAAAUUUUAUGCCUUUUGAGAUGUAUAACUUCGUGAGAAAAAAAAUGUUUGACAGUAACAGGGUUGAAGAUGUCAUCUUAAAAUCAGCCAUAAAUCCCCUCGUGACAGGGGAAAUGGAUGUUGUGUGUGCAACAGUGAGGGGCAAUUGAAUGCAAGCUUUAAAAAAGUAGAAAUGUUCAAACAUUUUUAGCCUGUCUAAUCUAUCUAUAGGUAACAGGGUUGACAUGUUAUGCUCGACCCACUCAGUUURCCACCACAAAACACCAGACAAUGGUCAAAAAGAG
Salvelinus sp. IW2-2015 is the source of this 2617-nucleotide messenger RNA. RefSeq names its product pygopus homolog 1. NCBI's taxonomy places the organism in Eukaryota, Metazoa, Chordata, Actinopteri, Salmoniformes, Salmonidae. The record is from RefSeq and is a predicted model, not a curated record.